Ectocarpus siliculosus is the source of this 1716-nucleotide messenger RNA. Lineage: Eukaryota; Phaeophyceae; Ectocarpales; Ectocarpaceae. The record is from the annotation of a GenBank genome assembly.
GUGACGUCUCUGGUCUCUGCUUCGAGAGAGAGAGAGAGAGAGAGAGCGUAGAAGAGAGGCUUAGAACCGAAGACCUGUGACAACACUGCUGCGCUCGCGCUCAAGAUUGAAGAAAUCAGUUUCAGGAACGGGCUCCACGAAAGAGAGUUUUUUGGUGGUUGCAGCAACCCUCCGCCCUACGAUAUCUACGGCAGACAGCAGCAAUGGCGGUAGCAGCGGCCGACAUUGCUCCAAAGGCGUUCGAGCAGCUAGUCAAGGAAGGCGGAGAGCACCAGGAUGUGGAAGACGACCUACAGUUUGAUCUCCGGAAUCUACUGGUGGUGAACCCUCACCAAGUGGACGAACAAGCGUUGGCGGACGACAGCGAGGAGUACCUCAAGGGGCAGGCGCAAGCCGCGGUGCAGUCGCUCAUCAAUAGGCUGUUCGUGCUGCCCACAGUCCCGUCGGAGGUGGGGCCUGUCGCGACGCUUCCGGCAAAGGAGGAAUCGAUCCUUCCGAGAGCGAAACCGGUUCCGGCCCCCAAGGCGGAGACUCGAUGGGACCGGUUCGCGAAGGAGAAGGGCAUCACGGGCAGCAAGCGAUCGCGCAUGGUGUGGGACGACGACCUGAAGGAGUGGAGGCCGCGUCACGGGUACAAGAGGGCCAAUGACGGUGUCCUCAACCACGCCAUCGUCGAGGUUAAGCCGGGCAAGGACCCCAUGGCUAACCCGUGGUCCGAGGCUCGUGAGGAGAAGAAGGGGCGGGUGGAGAAGAACCUUAGCAACAGAGCGAAAAACGUUGAGCGUGCCGGAGGAGGAGCAAAGCCUGGUAUCCCGGUGGACCUCCUCCCUAGCGCUAAGGACGGGUCGGGAGGGGGGGGGGCACCCGCGAAGCGAGGGAAGGCGAACACGAAGGGGGCCCUGGAGUUGGUACAGCACUCGACGGCUUCGAUGGGGAAGUUCGACGAGAGGCGGCACGCAGAGCCGGAGCGAAGGAAAGGGAAGGGCGUGCGGCGGGCGUUCAAGCCGGUCACGGUCGGCUCUGGGGAGGAGACACAAGGCCACCUUAAGAUCCUCAACUCGGUGAUGAUCGGCAAGUCCAAGAGCGCAGACAAGGACGGCACCGCUCGCAGCGCCAAGGAGUCCCUGGCGGCGUACGACGCGAUCGAGGGACCCCGCGACGCCGGUGCGAAGCGCAAGAAGGGCAAGGGCGCCUCCGGGAAGGCCAAGAAGGUCACCAAGGGCAGGGCUAAGUAAUGAAAGAGAAACACGCAAGGUGGCACAGAGGUAGUUUGACCAAUCAGAAAGCCGCUGCGUUCCACCUUUCCUUUUCUCCGCAGGGUUUGUUUACCUCUCAGGUAAUUUUUUCCUUUCUCCGUGAGAUAUUUUACCGACGAGAAAACUGCGUGCCACGUGGCUUGUUUGUGAGAGAGGAUGCGUGAUGUUACCUAGGGUGGGGGUGAACGAACGGCGUUACCGGAACGAGAAGCUAGGCGGAGGGAGCGGGGCGACCCAGCAGAAGCAAGCUUACAAACAAGCCUGUGCGCAGGAUCCGGAAGUCACUGCCGGACCUGGGAUUCGUUGCCGUACCCACGAAUGUUGUGUCUGUGCUGUAGCACCGGCGACGUGAGAGCGUGUUGUGGUUGAGAGGACGUUUUUUCUUGAGGCUCAGUGGUGUGACCUGUCUUGCGCUUGACCUUUUUCUCCGUUCAACAACAAACCACACUUGAGUGUGUCU